Messenger RNA from Podarcis muralis (Common wall lizard), 2598 nucleotides. The record is from RefSeq and is a predicted model, not a curated record. Lineage: Eukaryota; Metazoa; Chordata; Lepidosauria; Squamata; Lacertidae.
CCUGCUGCAUCCUUUCUGCAUCUCUUGGAAGUGGCAGCCAGAUAUCUACUUUUUCUGAGAAGGCCUGAGACACUCUGUGCUUGAAGAUACCACCACUCUACCCCCCAGUGUUCUCUUCCUCCAGCAGUGAAGCUGAUAUGUCUUGUGUAUAGCCCACAAAGUAGCUUGGUUCCAAAGUUUGUGACUGAAAAACAAAUCCUGACAAGGUGGUAACAAGAACACAAACACACACACACACAGGAGCUUUACUAGGGGAGGAGGGUAGUUUCCUGUUGGCAUCUGCCCCAUAUCUCUUACUCUGGAUUGUUAAUGCACAUGUUGCUACAGGGGAGAAAGUUUGUGGGCAAAGUGGCCCACUCAACUUUCAAGUUGCUCCUUUCACAGCUGGAAAAAUUGUUUUGAAGGGAAGGUGAGAGAAUGAAAAGUGUUGCACCUUCACUUGAUUUGGAAAGUGAAAGGAAAGUGGAUAGGUUGCAGGCAGAAGCAAGAGUGUUUCACUAAUUUCACACAGCUGCUGUGUUCUCCUAGUCUUCAGUUUGGGAUUAUUACUGUAGUAUGCACAAUGUGGACUCACUGGUUCUGUAAUGUUUUGGGUGCACAAACAGCUAUUAGAAGCAAGUAUAAGGCAGUCAACAUCCACAACUCUGCUCUUGCCUUAUGCCUGGAGAUGGAAAAAAUGCAGUGUGUAGCAACUGUUGUCUGAACCAGCUUAAUGAUUCAAGAUAAGAGCCAGACUUACCAUAGGAACCUGGGCCCUAUAUAAACAGGGUGUGCUGGAGGUGAAGGGGACAUUCGUUUCUGCUCAAAGUUCAUCAAGCUUGCAAGCCUGGUGGGUGGUGCUGUUUGCAAGAUUCUACUACAGCAGAGCUGCUGGCAGCAGAAACCAGGUAGCUGCCUGGGACACCUCAUCCUGCUUCACCAUCUCCCCUUACAGUCUUGCAGUCUUCUUUGGGACACCUGCACCUGAACGUUUGUGUGCUGAGAUGCCUACUGAACAAGCCCGAGUCCACCCGCUGGUGCAGAUGCUUAUCGACCUCACUGCAGGGGCAGCAGGUGGUGUGGCAUGCGUGGUGACCGGGCAGCCUUUUGACACCAUCAAGGUGAAGAUGCAGACCUUCCCAACAAUGUACCAGGGCUUCUUUGACUGCUCAGUCAAGACCUACCAGCAGGAGGGCAUGCACGGGCUCUACCAAGGCACCACUCCAGCCUUGCUGGCCAACGUCGCGGAGAACGCUGUGCUUUUUGCCUGCUACGGGUUCUGCCAGCAGCUCGUGAGGCAGCUCUUUGGGUUGGGCAAUGUCCAGGAGCUCAGUGAUUUGCACAGCGCGAUUGCCGGCUCCUUCUCAUCAGUCUUCUCCUCCAUGGUUCUGUGCCCCACAGAGCUGGUGAAGUGCCGGAUGCAAGCUCUCCAUGAGAUGAAGGUCACAGGGCAGACAGCUCUGUCGAGGCACAGUUCCACCUGGACUGUGGUGAAAGCCAUCUUCCGUUCAGAAGGCCCCCUGGGUUUCUUCCAGGGACUGACCAGCACAUGGCUACGGGAGGUGCCUGGCUAUUUCUUCUUCUUUGGGGGUUAUGAAGUCAGCCGAAGCUUCUUCCUCCAGGCUGGACAGUCAAAGGAAGAGCUGGGUGCUCUCCCUGUGACUGUGAGUGGCGGAAUCGGUGGUGCUGCUUUCUGGCUGGCUGUCUAUCCCAUUGAUUCAGUGAAAUCACGGAUCCAGGUGUUGUCCAUGGCUGGGCGGCAAGAUGGUUUCCUGCUCUCCUUCUUACACAUCCUACGUACAGAAGGGUUUAUGCCUCUUUACUGCGGGCUGAUGCCCACGGUGAUCCGUGCCCUGCCAUCCAAUGGUGCCCUCUUCCUUGCCUAUGAACUGACUCAGAAAAAGCUGACCAGCCUAGCAGAGAGGACAACCUGAAGUCUGGACUCAGUCCCAGAGAAAUGGGGACUUUGUUGAUGGAUAUAGAGAGCCGGGGAUUUUCUUGGUUGAACGGAACUGCAAUGGUCAACCUCUCCCAAGGGGAUCUUGGAGGGGACACCCUUGGCUCAAGGCAGGAAAUGGGGGUGGGGUAGGGUAGGGCUUUCUGGAUUUCAGGGUAUCUAUCAGUGGGGUGGGAUCGGGAGACAGCCCAAGAUUGCUUUUUUUCUCAACAGAUGCUGCAAAGACCAGCAAAGCAGCCAGACAGCAGAGACAUAUUGGGGGAACUGUGAGAUGGGAAUGUUUUGAAAUCAGCCAUCCUGUGGGGUGUGGGAAAUGUGACAAGGCAGUCCAAUUUCUUAGGGAUCUUUAAUGCAAGCUUCCCCAACCUGGCCGUCCUUCAGAUCUUCAGAUACUAUAGUAGCAUGCUGGAUGGGGCUGAUAAGGAAGAUUGCAGGUAAUUACGGCAUUUAUCCACUUUCCAGUUCACCUGUAGAUGCAGGGCAUGUGUGCAGCUGGCUGAAUGAGGCCCCAUGGAAGCAAGACCAACCAUUGCAUUUUGCUUUCUCUUCUUUUAACCCACUCCAGGCUUUGUUUCGGGUUUUUUUGUACAUAUAUUGUCCUGCAAAUCUCGAGAUUUGUGUGGGAUCUCAGGAAACAGAGAAAUAAACACUGAUUCCCAGAC